Molecule: messenger RNA, 3860 nt
Organism: Cotesia glomerata
Lineage: Eukaryota; Metazoa; Arthropoda; Insecta; Hymenoptera; Braconidae
Gene: side
Product: hemicentin-2
Exons: 12
Coding region: 1402-3786 (794 amino acids)
Molecular function (GO): protein binding
Source: RefSeq, a predicted model, not a curated record
UUUUAGUUUCGUGGCAGUCUUCAGUCGAAUACAAUCUUCGCUCUGUGCAUGACUAACUCAUUAAUAUAACAGUGGAUUUUUUUUUAUUUUUUAUUUCAAGCGAUAAUAAAUAAAUAAAUUAAUUAAUUUUUGAGCUUUGUGGAUUGAUAUGCCAGUGUGGGAUACAGUUUAUUUUUUAACAGUGCAGUAGCUUGUGGUGGUAGUUAUGCAAAAUUUUUCAAUCAGGUUGAGGUGGUUUAAUUGAUUUGGCCAAUCGAAUGAUACUAGUUGGCGUAAAAUAUUUUUACAAGUUCGUUCAUAAAUUCUUUAUAGUUUCUCUGGCGAGUGGUAAUGGUUCAACGAGAACACAAAAUAAUUGAUCUAUUGAUUAAAUUUGAUAACGAAACGACUAGACUGUUGUGAAAAUAAUUAACGAAAUUUUUUAAUAAAUUUUUGGUUGUUCUUGGACAUUUCGUUUCUGCUAAUUUUAGCCGAAAGGAAGAGAAAAAUAGUGAAUUUUUUGAUGGAAGCUAAAUAAAGACGAAGGAAUCUGGAAAAAAAGAAAAAUAAAGUGACGGACAAACGUUUUCUUGUGAUUACUCAAGACUUGCAGUAUUAGAUCGCCCGCGAAGUUGAAGAUUUAAGCAAGCAUUGUAUCACUUAACAUAAAAGAUAAAGCAAAAAGUUUUAGCUUAAGUUCAAGUUGAAUAGUCCUUAAGCUUUAUGAAUGGAAUUAACAUUUGGUGUUGCUGAGGGUUAAGUUAAAAAAGUAUAAAAGAUAAAAUUUUUUUUUUUUUUUACUAUGAAAUGAUUUUGACAUAGACCUGACAUCGCUUAAUAAUGAGCACAUGUGGCGCUUUCGUCACUACCGACAAACAUAUCCCGUAGAAUUAUAACAAAAAAUCUAUAACAAAAAAUGAAUAAAAAAUGUCGUUUUGAAGAUUGUAAAAAAAAUGUGACGGCAAUCUGGCAAGUUCGGCGAAUGUGCGGGUUGUGAUUUUGAAUUUACCGCGUACAUAACUUUUCUUCGAGGACGAAUAAAAUUUUAUUUCAAUUUGAAGAAAAAAAACUUGAAAUUUUAUUGGUAAUUUUCAAUAAUGAGUCGUUACAUUUUAGGAAUUUUUAUUUGCGAUCGGAAUCUGUCGACUGUUGUAGUAAUGACAAUUGCGCGGCGAAUUAGAUUGCUCGAGUUUGAGAUUUUAUCUUCGGAGUAGAAGAGAAGAGCAUUUACAUUGAAAAUAAAAAAAAAAUUACCGGGGUUACAGGUUACGUCUUAAUAUAUGUUACACAGGAUUGAAUAUAAUAUGGAUCUGAGAUAUCUUAGAUGGAUGAAAGUAAAUGUGUUGCCGUGACAAGUUGAGUGUAUCGAUAAGUGUAAGAAAAAAUUUAUAAAAAAGUUUAAAAGCGCUAGAGUGAUUCAAGAUGCAUCCCACGUCGUCGUUUGUAUUUUUCAUGAGUUUACUGAUGCUGACAUAUUGUCUCGUCAAAGGUAAUGGCAUACCUGACUCUGCGAACAAAGGAACACCAACUAAAUUGGUCUGGGCCGAAGAAUAUGACGAUGUUGAAUUACCUUGUGACCUUACACCUCCAACACCAAUGGACUCUGUUAUUAUGGUACUCUGGUUUAAAGAUGACAUCGGUAUUCCUUUGUACAGCGUCGAUGCAAGAACUAAAGGAAUGAACGAUGCCAUACAUUGGGCAGCCAGCGACGAUUUGGGAAAUCGAACGCAUUUUUUCAGCGGAAACGGUCAUCGUGCAAGACUCAAGGUGAAGGCGGUUAAAUUUGAGGAUCAAGGAAUCUUUCGGUGUCGAGUUGAUUUUUCAAAUUCUCCAACAAGAAAUUUUCGUGUGAAUCUUACGUUAGUUGAGCAACCCACACGGCCAAUAAUUUAUGACGCUCAGGGACGUGAGGUAAUGGGCGUCCCUCGCUUCUUUGAAGGCUAUGAUCUCAGGCUUACUUGCCAAGUAUCCGGAGGUCGGCCAAAACCCACGGUAACUUGGUGGAAAGACGGGCAACUUUUGGAUGGGGUUGUUGACGUGCCAGAGAUUUCUGACAUCUCUGGAAGUUCUAGCAAAUUUACAGUAAAUCAUCUUUUCAUCGGUAAAGUGACUAGAUCAUUGUGGGGUUCUACAUUAGAAUGUAGAGCGCAGUCGGGUCCUAUGAAUAAACCGAUUGUCAGAGAAGUACCUCUAGAUGUUUAUUUGAAGCCUCUGGCGGUAAAAAUCCAUCUGCACGAUGAUCUAAUACAAGUUGGACAGCCAAUAGCAGCAAGAUGUGAGAGUUGGGGUAGUUGGCCAGCGGCGACUCUCACAUGGAGUCUCGGUGGACUGAAAUUCCGAGAUCCGGUUGUCGCAUCAACCCAACGAAGCAAUUCCACGGUUAGCAAACUCGCUCUCGUGCUUGAUCGUGAAGACGAUGGCAAAGAACUCAGCUGCACCGCAGUCAAUCACAAUUUUCCCGGUGGUGAACUCAAAGAGAGCCGUGUACUUCAUGUUGCAUAUCCACCAAUAGUUGAUAUUCAGCUUGCUGCAGGCUACAGACUAGAAACACUCAGAGAAGGUGAUGACUUGAAAUUGGUUUGCCACAUUCAGAGCAAUCCCACGUCUUCUGAAAUAUUGUGGUUUCAUAAUGAUACUCGCUUAGAACAUGACAUUGCAAGAGGAAUCCUAAUAGCUGCAAAUACUUUAACAUUAAGAGUCUUAAGUCUUCAGUAUUCUGGAGAGUAUUCUUGUUAUGCUAAAAAUGAUGUUGGAGAAGCAAGAAGUCAACCACUUUUCAUCUAUAUGAAGUAUGCUCCAAGAUGCAAAGUCGGAUUUGAAUAUAAUAAUGUUGUUGCAUUACUCGACGAAACAGUUAAAUUACGCUGUGAAGUUGAAGCAACUCCAAAUGAUGGAGUGAGAUUUUCUUGGACUUUUAACGGAACAAAGGGAGACGUAUUGCCUAUUCAAAACUCACGUCCAAGAAAUCAUGAGCGUACUAGUACUUUGGAAUAUACAAUUUUAAUUGACAGUGAUUACGGCACUCUUGGCUGCUGGGCUAGUAAUAGUGUAGGAAGACAAAGAACACCUUGUAUUUUCAACAUUGUACCUGCAAAAGUACCACAAUCUCCAAUAGACUGUACUCUUCACAACGAGAGUAGCGCACUUGAAGUCAAUUGCAUCCCCGGCUCGGACGGUGGUUUACCUCAGCACUUCCUGCUGGAAGUACGUGGCUCCAUGGUAGAGACGCAAUUGCUCCAAACUUCACAGACUCUUCAAACGCCCCAAAGUGACCAAGGAAAGAUGGGCGAGGCUCCGCCUAUUUAUCGGACGGAAAAUUUACGACCGACUUUUCAACUUAACGAUUUAGAGCCUGGUUAUGACUAUACUCUAGCUGUUUAUGCUAUCAACAAACAUGGAAGAAGUCAACCAAAACUUUUUCGCAAUGUAAGAAUUUACGGGACUGAUCUUGAAAGAAAUAUGGAAGUAUCGGGUGAAUUUGUUAUCGAUAAUAAGCAAAAUAUCAUUCCAAGGAGUAAUUUAGAAAACUUUCUCAUCACUGCUGGUGUUAUUGGUGGUGCUGCUGCGAUUUUAGUCGGUAUUGGUAUCAUUAUCGGUGUAAUAAUCUGCCGCAAGCGUGUUCACACGCCUAGAGCUGAAUACAUAGAAGACCUUACAACUCCCACAUAUGUAUCAGCGCAGAGAAUAGAGCCAAGAGUUAAGUACGGUUCUGAUCGUAGACGGUCUCAGAGGACAAGUUUGUACAUGGAAGAGAGUAAGAAUGAUCCCGAUCUACUGCCGCAGGUUGAAAUUGAUCUCCACAGAUAAUUUUAUUAUUUAUUAUUUUUUGUACAAAGUUUUUAACUGUAAAUUAUUAUUUUCUAAUAAUUAAAGUUGGAAUU